This is a messenger RNA of Ruditapes philippinarum (Manila clam), 1634 nucleotides long. RefSeq names its product M-phase inducer phosphatase-like. The transcript has 4 exons. Gene Ontology annotation, cellular component: nucleus; cytoplasm. The record is from RefSeq and is a predicted model, not a curated record. The coding region runs from base 250 to 912 and encodes 220 amino acids. Gene Ontology annotation, biological process: protein dephosphorylation; positive regulation of G2/M transition of mitotic cell cycle; G2/M transition of mitotic cell cycle. Gene Ontology annotation, molecular function: protein tyrosine phosphatase activity. NCBI's taxonomy places the organism in Eukaryota, Metazoa, Mollusca, Bivalvia, Venerida, Veneridae.
CAAUCUGAAUUUAUUUUGAAAUUUAAAAGAUCUAAAAUUAGUUUAUUUGAAUUAAUAAUCUUUAUGCUAUUCAAAUAUACUAAAAUAUAAGAAUAUAAUAUUUGAUAUUAACUUUUUUCUCUUUCAUUUCAGUUUGAUACAUCGUCAAAGGUGACUUCUGAGACUAGAGCCGAUGCACGCAGAAGCUUGUUCGCAGUCAAGCGUCUAGCUGAAGAUGAUCUUUCUAACGAUACUCCAUGCUCGAAAAAGAUGCGUCAAAUAGAGAAUGAUUUAGCUACAUUAACUACUCAGAAUGUCAUUACGGCAGUAGAACGUCUCGAAUCUCGUUAUUUGGUAGCCGAUGGAUCACGUGACUACAUUCUACCUUCAGUACAAGGAAAACAUGGCGACCUCAAAUCCAUCACACCGGAAACAAUGGCAAAAGUGUUGAACGGUCAUUACAGUGACAAGAUUGGGAAAGUCACAAUCGUAGAUUGCAGGUACCCGUACGAAUUUGAUGGCGGACACAUCCGAGGCGCUGUCAACUUGUACACAAAAGAUGACGUCAACAGUCUUCUCCAGUCACGUGACGUGACAGAAAAACCACACAUUCUUAUAUUUCACUGUGAAUUCUCAUCUGAAAGAGGUCCAAAAAUGUAUCGUUUUCUAAGAAGCCAGGAUCGUGAAUUGAAUAAGGAACAUUAUCCAAAACUAAACUUUCCGGAAGUCUAUUUACUUGAUGGCGGUUACAAAGCUUUCUUCACAUCACAAAAGCAAUGUUGCGAACCUGCCAGUUACAAGCCGAUGCUGCACGAAGAUCACGCAGCUGAUUUACGUCACUUCCGGGUAAAGUCUAAAUCAUGGACGGAAGGUGACAAACAGAAGACUAGCAAACGUCAGCAUAGUCGACUAAAUCGUCAUCUUAGUUUCUAAACAUUUGAAUUAUCUUGUUGUUUCCCUAGUGCUAAUGUUAUUUGUUAUUUUUGUCACAUUUGAAUUAUUUGUUGUGUUUUUGUUAUGUAUAUAUAGUGGAUAAUAAACUGAAAAUAUAAAUUAUGCUAUUCCUUUUUCCUUAACAACAAGAACUUGUUUAAACGCUUUCAAGGCAGUUCGAUUGAUCACCCAUUUUCCAGUAUGAUGUUUUUUAGCAUUAUAUUUAUAAAGAUUAUAAGUAUGACGUAUAACGACAUACCGAUGGGCGAAAUACUUUAUGUUUGAAUAAUUAUAGUUUUCAUACUUGCCAGAAUAUUCUUCAUGAAUAUCAGUUAGUUAAAAACAAAUCUGUUACCUUUUGAAAAUUGAUGUGUAAAACUAUUUAGAGCACAUGUCAAUGAACAUACAUUCAUACAUAAUAUAUAUAUAAGUCAUGGAUAUGUUAUGAGACAUAUAUGAUAUACGGAAUCCAUUUUAAGGGUCAUGUGUCGCAAUUGGAUAUCGACAUUGUAUUUCACUAUUAAGUGCAUGAGUUAAUUGAGUACAUUUAUUUUGAAACAAUUUAUUUUGCACGAUUCUUUUUUAUCACACGAAAUCACGUGCAUUUUUAUCAAAUGCAUAACACAUCAGCAUGCUUGUUAAUAUUGACUAUAUGCACCUUUCGUGUAUUUAAAUGCUUAAUAAAUGUUGUUGUAUUAAAACGAUUGGAAAAUUUGUUAAAG